Neoarthrinium moseri is the source of this 1473-nucleotide messenger RNA. RefSeq lists its product as uncharacterized. NCBI's taxonomy places the organism in Eukaryota, Fungi, Ascomycota, Sordariomycetes, Amphisphaeriales, Apiosporaceae. Gene Ontology annotation, cellular component: nucleus; cyclin-dependent protein kinase holoenzyme complex; cytoplasm. Bases 1 to 1473 code for a protein of 490 amino acids. Gene Ontology annotation, molecular function: cyclin-dependent protein serine/threonine kinase regulator activity. The record is from RefSeq and is a predicted model, not a curated record. The transcript is spliced from 4 exons. Gene Ontology annotation, biological process: regulation of cyclin-dependent protein serine/threonine kinase activity; G2/M transition of mitotic cell cycle.
AUGCCUCCUGGACGCCCUGCCAGACGACUCGUCUCGAACGAGAACGAUGAGAACAGCAGUUCCACGCGUAUGACGCGUGCAAAGGCCGCCGCACUCGACGUCGAUGUUCUGACCGUGCCGACCAAGCAACAGCCCCUCCAGUCCAAGAAGUCCGCAGUCAAUGCCACUGCCGCCAAUGCCCAGAGGAAACGCGCCGCGUUGGGGGAUGUCACCAACGCUGGCAAGGUGGAGGUUGUCGAGGGCAAGAAGCCGCUUGCCACAAAGACUGGUCUUGUCUCCAAGGCUGCCCAGCCCAACGGCGUCCACAAGACCACUACCCGUGCCACGUCGACGCGGACGGUCCUUGGUAGCAAGGACGCGAAGAAGCCCGCCGAGGUCAAGCGUGCCGGCUCGGGAUCUGGUGCCCUCGCCCCCUCGUCUACCAAGAGAAAGGUCGCCACAACCACAAUCAAGCAUGACCUGAUCGCAGAGGGUGAGCCGGCCCGCAAGAAGGUCCACAAGCUGGACGAGGACGAGAACGUUUUCCCAACCAAUGCCAAGACCACCAAGGCCGAAGAGCCAAAGGCCGAAACCUUUGACGAGGAGCCCGCGAAGCCUGUAUACCCCGAGGGCGUCAAGGAUUUGGACAGCGAGGAUCUGGAUGAUCCCUUGAUGGCCGCCGAGUAUGCCACCGAGAUCUUUGAGUACCUGCGGGACCUGGAGUGCUCAUCGGUCCCCAACCCCGAGUACAUGAACCACCAAGACGACCUGGAGUGGAAGACACGAGGCAUCCUGAUUGACUGGUUGAUCGAGGUCCACACUCGCUUCCACCUCCUGCCCGAGACUCUCUUCCUUGCCAUCAACAUCAUCGACCGCUUCCUUUCGGAGAAGGUGGUGCAACUCGACCGCCUGCAGCUGGUUGGCAUCACUGCCAUGUUCAUCGCCUCCAAGUACGAAGAAGUCCUGUCGCCCCAUGUUGCCAACUUUGUCCACGUUGCCGAUGAUGGCUUCUCGGAGGCUGAGAUCCUGAGCGCCGAGCGUUUCGUCCUCUCCACUCUGGACUUCAACCUCAGCUACCCCAACCCCAUGAACUUCCUGCGUCGCAUCUCCAAGGCCGACAACUACGACAUUCAGUCGCGUACCAUUGGCAAGUAUCUCAUGGAAAUCAGCCUUGUCGAUCACCGCUUCAUGGCCUACCGUUCGAGUCACAUUGCCGCUGCCGCUAUGUACCUGUCGCGCAUGAUCUUGGAUCGUGGUCCAUGGGACGAGACUCUGGCAUACUAUGCUGGCUACACUGAGGAGGAGAUCGAGCCUGUCUUCCUGUUGAUGGUUGACUACCUCGCUCGUCCUGUAAUCCAUGAGGCUUUCUACAAGAAGUAUGCUAGCAAGAAGUUCUUGAAGGCAUCUCUUCUCACACGGCAGUGGGCCAAGCGAAAUGCUCCCGAGUUUGGUAUCACCGAUACCAAGCUCUCCCUCGACGACAUCUCAGCAUGA